Molecule: messenger RNA, 5642 nt
Organism: Dufourea novaeangliae
Lineage: Eukaryota; Metazoa; Arthropoda; Insecta; Hymenoptera; Halictidae
Exons: 8
Coding region: 932-4096 (1054 amino acids)
Biological process (GO): signal transduction
Molecular function (GO): guanyl-nucleotide exchange factor activity; GTPase activator activity
Source: RefSeq, a predicted model, not a curated record
GUCGUCGUCGGGUCUCUAGAAGGUCGUGAUCAGCAGCUGAUGCGUUUUCGAAAUCGUCUUCUCGGUUAUUGCGUGCUCCGAUCGAGGGUUUACAAGCCGGGUUUCCCGUCGUUCAGUCUCGAAAUCGGGCCGGAACAAAACGACAUCAAGAGAAUCGCGAGAAAACGUGGCGCGUAGGACAAGCAAUCGGCGGUGGUCUACUCGAUUAAAUUCUCUUGGUAAGCAGCUAGUGUGUUCCGCGCACGAGAGAGCGGUGCACGCCCGAAGGCAAAUACCUGUGUGCCGCCGCCUGGUUUCGAGUCGAUCCAGGGACGGGGGGAGGGAGGGAGGUGGACGGGGUCCCUCUGACACGUCGCAUCCCGUAGGCCUGCUGCUGCUUUUCUCCACUCGAUCGGCGAAACGUGCCCGGUUAGGCCUCUGUGGAACGGUAUCUCCGUGUUCGCCGUCAGGUUAUACGUAGUACGUGUGUACAUACAUACACAGCGCGCGAGCGUGCAGAAGCAAUCCUCGUCGCGUGGCUCGGGAGAGUGUCCAUCCAGGUUGAAGACUGUGAGAAACCCUUAUCGCAUGUGGUGUGAUAUUCAGUGACCGAUUUUUAACGUCGCCUACCUACGAUAACGCGUGUAUAUACGUUGCUCGCCGGUUCAGUGAAGCCACGCAUGGUCUUUGGAACCGUCUAGCUAGCCUCUGAGAAACACACACGGUGAAUUUUACAAGGUUAAAAAAAGCUAUUGAUUGUGUGCAUAUGGUAUAUGCAGCGGAACCACCUGUGGAUUUCCGUGUGAAGCAUCGAGAGUGACAGUGUGGAAAGGUGGCAUGAGAGGAACAAGAAGAGCCGUGGUUGACACGCGAAAGAUGACGUCCGAGUCGAAUUAGAACAUCGAAUUGGGCUGUGCCCGUCGUCGACUAGUGGUGUGCAAAUCCAGGUCGAAUGAUGACCAUGUUCGGGACCCUCGUACAGAGGCUCACCUCGCCAGUGACCUCGCCGACCAGCCCCAGGCGACGUUUCAAGUCACCGUCCCGAUGGGAGGUGCAGAGCGACCCCGAAGACGACCCAGCCGCCCCGGUUCGGAAGUCUAGGGCGAAGCAUUUGCUGGACAAACGCAAGAGCAAGAGCCGAGCCCGUGCUCUGAACGUGCAGUCAGAGCAAAUGACGAUGUGCAACGGCGGAUGGCACGACGCCGCGUUUCCGCCCCUUCGGGGCACCAAGAGUCUCGGCAGGCUCGACGGUAUGAAAGAGGUCCAGAGGCUGGCCGAAUACGAGAGGUAUCUGGGCCAGGAGGCGAGGAAUCUGGUGGAGAACGGAAACGGUAGCGUCGGUAGCGGCGCGGUUCUCCAGCGCGGACAGCUCGAGGGCGAUCUGCAUCGCAUCCAAGAACUGUUUCCCGGCGAUAACCUGCGGCUCCACGAACGAGAUGUCCUCACCACGAAAAUGAAGAGCCUAAUCCGCAAGAGGAACGGCGGUAAUCCCGGAAGGCUGACGAGAGUACUGUCCCAAAAGUCGUUGAACGUGUCGAACAACUCGCCAGCUCCUAAAUCGCCACCGAGGACGUUUCUCUUGGAGACCCCGGUCCAGUUCACCACGGGUGUCCAGUCGCAGGAACGACAUCUGUUCCUGUUCUCGGACCUGUUGCUCAUAGCGAAGGCUCGAAGCGGCGGUAACUUCAAGCUGAAGCAAUCGGUGAGGAUGAGCGAACUUUGGCUGACGGCUGGCCACAUAGAAGACGUGGCCGAGACGAGCAAAUCUCAGGAAACCAGCUUCGUUCUCGGCUGGCCCACCACGAACGUCGUCGCCACCUUCAUGACCGCAGCCGCCAGGGAUCUCUGGUGGGGACGUCUGACCGAGCUGGUACGAGAGGAGAGUAUGAAGGAGCCGCCGGACACGAACAUUCAAGUCGUGUAUCACGACAAUGACACGAACACGGAAUACUGUAAAACGAUAAUGGUGGGAUCCGAGAUGACCGCGGCAGCCUGCGUGAAUCUGGCCACGAGACUGUUGGACCUCCAAGGACCGUUUCAACUGUGGGCAAGAACGUCCGCGGAUGAGGCCCCGUAUCCGCUUAUCGGCCACGAAAGACCGUUCGCGGUGAAACUGUCCAAUCUGAGACACACAUUGUCCGCGGACGAGGGUUUCGAUUUAGAGCAUUGUAACAAGAGCGGUCACGAUACCUGCCAUUUCAUUCUCAGGCCGGUCCCCAAGUCACCGGUGAAGAAGAACAAAUCCAAGAUCACGGGACUGCUGAGAAGAUCGCUGUCUUUGAACCCCAGUCUGUUCGGCGUGAAUCUGUCCAGGCUGGACGAAAACGGUCUACCGAAACCGGUACUGGUGAUGCUACAGCAAUUGUUCGCCAAGGGUCCGUUCACCCAGGGAAUAUUUCGGAAGUCUGCGAACGUUAGGAUCGUACGUGAAUUACGGGAUCAGAUCGAGUCCAGCGGGGAUCCGAGUUGUCUCGAGGACGCGCCGAUCAUAGCUGUGGCAGCUCUGCUGAAAGACUUUUUGAGGUCGUUGCCGGACCCUCUGCUGACCUCCCAUCUGUUUCCGUUGUGGAUGGACAGUCUGGAAACGCCGAAUCCUAUUCAAAUCAUUAAAAAUAUUUUAGACAGAUUGCCGAAAGCGAAUUACACCCUACUGUCGCAUCUUAUCUGCGUGCUUCAUCACGUGGCACGUCGAUCGAAGCACAAUCUGAUGUGCGCCAGUAAUCUCGGUGUCUGUUGCGGGCCGAGUCUGUUGUGGUCGCCGAAUCCGUCGGUGAACCAGAGCCGGGCAAUCCCAACGCUCACGGAGAUGCUGAUCCGUCAUUGCGAGGUUCUGUUCGGCGAAGGUGUCACGCAAUUGCUCGGCGAGGAGCGCAGCGACAGCGGGGCCGAGGAGAGUACCGAUAGCCUUCACUCAGGUGGGCUUUCCCUGGACAGCCUGGACCUGACGGAACCACCGCGUAAAGACCAUAUGUCUCUGUCACGAGACUCCGGUCUGACGCUGUCCGAUUGCCAGUUGUUUAUACCGGAGUCACCGGUCGGCUCCGAGGAUUCCGCGGUGAACGCCUCGACCUCGAGCUUCGACAAGUCGAUAAUCGGCAAGGAGGACAAGUCCACCAGCAGCAAGUCGUACGUCCGCGUGUACGGUGGCUGGGAGGAGCGAAUGAACGGUUACACCGGGACCAAUCAUCACGCGAGCACGGUGGUCGAACACGGAAAUUUCCGGGAAGAGAAGAACGGCAACGUCGUGGGCUAUCCGAAUCCGAAUUUCCAACGGCAAGACUGGCUGAGGGCACAGCUGAAGAGAACCCCGCGAACGAAACUGGACGAGCACGAUCAUCAUCGAAAGGAGCGAUUCGACGAGAAGGAUAUAUACGGCCGGGAAUACCUGCGGCAAGACUCGAUGAAGGAGAACGUAGAGAACUGCAAGGACAUUUACAGAAGCUCGCAGCUUGAUAUAUCGCGCGACUUAAGGUCCGAAUACGAGAGAGCGUCGCAACAGGACAUCUGCACGGAACGCGUGUCCGUUCACAAUUCCGAGCAGGACUUGACGGUGGACGCGUCGUUGUCCGGCGACCGAUACGAGUUUAAAAAGGAACGGUUCAGCGAGUUCAAGAAGGUCAAGUCCGAGGUGUACGUGAAUCGGGACUCGCCCGUCUCGCAGAACGGUAGCUAUCAUUCGGGCAGCGAUCUGUACGAGUUCAAGAAGGUGAAAAGCGAGAUCUAUGUAAACAAAGAGACCACCAGGACCACCGAGCGUUACGAGUCAGAGGGCAACAUAUACGGGAACAGGGACAGAACGAGCGAGAUAUACGGAUCGCGGGAGAGGAACGAUCUGUACUCGUUCAAGCAAGCGGAGGCGAUCGAUUUAUACGGGGACGAGGACGAUGAGGAGGAGGAGGAGAGAACGUGGCCGGACACACCGCCGCCCCUACCGCCGAGACUGAGGCAUCUGCCGCCGGUGCAUAUGAAUCUGGAGGACAGGCACAAAGUGGCGGGCAGGUCAAGGUCGCUUCCGCCACCGCCACCGUACAGGCCGCCGCCUCAGCCUCGUGCCACGGUCACCACGAGACACUUGGGUUACGGUAGAUCGGUCGUAGACGACGAAAGCUACGUUUGAAAGGGGCCGUCGCGGGUGAUGAGGGGCUAGAAAACGUUGGUCCCUUCCGCGCACCACCUCGACACAGAAUCAAAGGGACGAUACAGUCGCCCGUCGAGACCCUUUAUUGGUUCCGUGUACCACCGCGAUCCGAUAGAACUUUGCGAGCUCGUGGAAAUGGUUAAAACACUUUUUACACGCGAUAUUCGCCGUUCGAAUUGGGAUUCUGUGAGUUAAGGGUUGUACAGAAGGUCCCAGUUCAUCGAGUUUGCCGGUAAUCGAACGAUCCGAAUGCCCUCGGCCGGCCCAUCCGAACGAUUCAUUUUGGGCCGCGACCAGAGAUCACGGAUACACGUUGGCACGUGUUGAUGUGAUCUCGUUACGACUGAAACUAGUCCAAACUGGAACGCACGCACGACAUUCGGGGAUAGUAAACGUAAUAUAUGUAUGAUACGUUGUCCGUCAUUUGUCGAACGAACGAACGAACGAACGAACGAACGAAGUUCGUUGCCGUCCGCCAUUUUCUAGAACGCGAACCGAACAAAUUUAUACAGUAGAGGGGAGGAGACGUACGCCGUUAUGUCUAGAAGAAAGUCAAAAAAUGGCGCGCUAUCCGAUUCAUGGCGAUUCUUGUAGCAAUAGACUUGCCUGUUACACAGUGAUUCAGGGUGCUUCCACGAACCUUUAUCGAUAGGUUUCUUCUUCUUCUUAUCCUUUUUUUUUUUAAUUAGACGUUCAUCAUAGAGAUGUUACAUUGUUAAGGAUAGACUGUAGCGGACAAGACUUGCGUCGAGAUGAUAUUAUUCGUAAUUCUUUUUCUUACGCGAACGAGACUAGCUGUAAAAGAAAAAAUAUAUAUAUAUAUGUGUGUGUGUGUGUGUGUGUAUGUACAUGCAAAGAGUGAAAUCGCGUGUCGUCGCUAAAAAAGAAGGGACAAAAAUGAAAUAAAUGGGUCUCCGUGGUUGUUCGAACGAAUGCCUGCUCUGUAGAAAUUAGAGAGAUUGUCGAUAUUAUUCGUUCCAUUCGUCGUUUUGUGAUCAUCGUUUGAACACACAACCGAUACGCACAUAUCCCUGUCGAAUUUGUCUCGCGAGUCUCGAGAGUCGCGUUUCCCUCUCGCUCUGUACAUUCGCGUCGAAUUUCUUCUUUUCUGAACCUUCUCCAUCGCCGGAAACUCGUUCACCCGCUGGGAUAAAUAUAAAACUCUCGUGUCCCAUUCUCUUCGAUUAAUUAUAAUUACCAAUUUUUCUUCUACCCCUCUUCUUCCCGUCCUUCUUUUUACCUUCUUAAAGCGUAUUUAGAACGUAUAAAAAAAUCGUAGAUUGUCUCGUACCGCGGAUGCAAGCGCGAUUAUCUUAAGGCAAAUAAGAUAUACACCAGAAAGUUGUCUGAGAGAUCACUGCGUAUAUUAAUCACGUCCAAAACGGAGUUUUCCUUCUUUGUAAAUAUGAAUAAUUUGUAAACUGUAAUCUUUUAUAUCGCUAAAAACUAUCCGUAUUACACGAUACACACGCCCUAUGCAACGCCCGUAAGGUAAUGUAUACUUUAUCUAAAUUAUACGACAUGC